UACGCGAGUUCUUUUUGAAAGAUCCUUCGCAAUGGCAACUUUAGGAGCUCGAUUAUCCGAAUCGGAAACUGUAUCUAAUGGAAUACACGUAGACGGAUUAGCGGAAUACCACGGAGUGGCCGAGGUAUUUUUAUUUACUUCCGAAUCCGUCGGAGAAGGGCAUUCCGAUAAAAUUUGCGAUCAAAUCAGCGAUGCUGUCUUAGACGCUCACUUAAAAGAAGAUCCAGAUGCUAAAGUGGCCUGCGAAACGGUAGCGAAAACAAAUAUGGUCCUCCUUUGCGGCGAAAUUACAUCAAAUGCCAUUAUAGACUACGAAAAAAUUGUCCGUCAAACAAUUCGGCAGAUUGGUUACGACGAUAUCUCUAAAGGCUUUGAUUACAAGACAUGUAACGUUGUGACUUCAAUCGAUCAACAGAAUCCUGAAAUUGCAAUAGGAGUUCAUCAAAAUAAGGAUGAGGAUAAUUUGGGUGCAGGAGAUCAGGGCUUAAUGUUUGGAUAUGCUACAGAUGAAACAGAAGAAAGUAUGCCCUUAACUAUAAUAUUAGCUCAUAAACUUAAUGCUAAAAUAUCUGAGCUUAGAAAGAAUGGCGUUUUAUGGUGGGUGAGACCAGAUUCUAAAACACAAGUCACCUGUGAAUACUAUUUUGAUAACGGUGCGGCCAUACCCACUCGUGUUCACACUAUAGUUAUCAGCGUCCAACACAAUCCUCAAGUCACGCUGGAGCAACUUAGUCGGGAUAUUAUGGAGCAUGUAAUCAAACAAGUUGUCCCUUCUAAAUAUUUAGAUGAUGAUACGAUUUAUCACAUAAAUCCAUGUGGGAAUUUUAGUAUUGGCGGUCCAAUGGGUGAUGCUGGUUUAACUGGGAGGAAAAUUAUAGUCGAUACUUAUGGAGGAUGGGGAGCGCAUGGUGGAGGAGCAUUUUCGGGAAAAGAUCCGACAAAAGUGGACCGAUCUGCAGCUUAUGCGGCACGUUGGGUUGCAAAAUCUUUAGUGAAGGCUGGAUUGUGCAGGAGAUGCCUAGUUCAAUUGUCUUAUGCAAUUGGCAUUUCUGAACCACUGUCCAUUGCAAUAUUUUCUUAUGGAACUUCUACUAAAACAUCUAGAGAGUUAAUAAGAAUAGUUAAGAACAAUUUUGAUUUACGGCCAGGAAAAAUUAUCAAAGAAUUAAAACUGAAAAACCCAAUUUAUCAAAGAACAAGUGUCUUUGGUCACUUUGGUCACGAUGAAUUUCCAUGGGAAGUACCAAAGGAAUUAAUUAUAUGAAAGCAAAUUGUUAGAUAUAAUGUAAGAAAUAAAUAAAUAUUAAUUCAUCUAAACUCUAUAAUAAUAUAUUUUCUCAUAAUAUAUCUGUAUAUUUUAGUUAUUCAUGUUUAUGUAAUUUGUAAUCAAUAAUAAAUCAUACAUAAAUUUUGGCAUGCAAA
This is a messenger RNA of Centruroides sculpturatus (bark scorpion), 1422 nucleotides long. Its product is annotated as S-adenosylmethionine synthase-like. NCBI's taxonomy places the organism in Eukaryota, Metazoa, Arthropoda, Arachnida, Scorpiones, Buthidae. Gene Ontology annotation, cellular component: cytosol. Gene Ontology annotation, molecular function: ATP binding; methionine adenosyltransferase activity. The transcript has 9 exons. The record is from RefSeq and is a predicted model, not a curated record. Gene Ontology annotation, biological process: S-adenosylmethionine biosynthetic process. The coding region runs from base 32 to 1264 and encodes 410 amino acids.